AUGAGCCAUUCCACUUUCGCUGGGAUGGAUGCCGUCCCGUCACAAUCACAGUCUUUGUCACAGCAACCAGAGGUAAAUCUGAGUGAAGCGUUUGAAAUUGAAGAGAUAGAAGAUGAAGUAGAAAUCAUAUGUAACCCUGCUUAUACAAUCCCUUCAUCAUUCAAAGGCUUAAGAUUCGGAUUACAAAUUAUAGGAUAUCUCAAGUCUAGACCAUUACAUAGACGGAUUCUUGAAUUAAGAUCUGGUGUUUCAUUGAAUCCAUCAUUCAUCAAAAAACAAAAAAGAAUCGAAUUCAUCAAACGUAAAUUAAGUAGAAACCGAUCUAAAGUUGUUACUUCAACUUCAACUCAAACACAAUCUUUAAAUCAUGAUGAGAAUCUUCGAAAACAAAAGACAAAACAGAAAACCAACAAAUAUCAUCGAAAGUCAAAUUCAAAUUGGCUUAGUACAAAUUCAAUUUCAACUCAAGCUUUUUCGCAACUUGAUGAUCAUAGUCAAAGAGAGAAGAGGGAUUUGAACUGUGAUAGUUUAAUUGAACGGGAUACUGGACCUUCUUCACCUUUAUCGAUGGCUAACCUUGAAGCCUUUACCUCAAUGAAUAACCCACAUUCUAUACCUCAAAAAUGCCUUAGUAACCAGUUUAGAGGUUCAAAUCCGAAUUAUCUGCUGGGUUUAAAGCCUCCUGUAUCUUUCAAGACUCUCGAGAUGCCUUCGCCAGCUAAUUCAAUUGUCGAAAGGUCUUACCAAAGUAAUCAAAGUCUUUUUGGAACACCUUUAUUGGAUUCAUCUAAUUCUGGAGAUCAUCUUUAUGGUAAAACAAGUCAAGGUUUGAAGAGGAAAAUCGAGAUUGAUUCGAAUGACCAAUCAUCAUUUAAAAGGCAACUAGUUAUAGAAGUAACUCAUUAUAAGCUCAAGUUAUAUAACUUGGAGACCGUUUGCCGAGCUUGA
Messenger RNA from Melampsora larici-populina 98AG31, 948 nucleotides. RefSeq lists its product as uncharacterized. The record is from RefSeq and is a predicted model, not a curated record. NCBI's taxonomy places the organism in Eukaryota, Fungi, Basidiomycota, Pucciniomycetes, Pucciniales, Melampsoraceae. The coding region runs from base 1 to 948 and encodes 315 amino acids. The transcript is spliced from 4 exons.